AUGACCCCCACGGAAUUCGCAAACCUUAUUCCCAAUAUGUCUGAUGACUACAGCUAUGACGCCACCUCGUCCAUGGACGAGUACAUGGCCUUCAACUUCACCGACCUCUUCUGUAAGAAAAGCAACGUCAGGCAGUUCGCGAGCUAUUUCCUGCCGCCCUUGUACUGGCUGGUCUUUAUCGCGGGCACCGUGGGUAACAGUCUGGUCGUUCUUGUCUACUGGUACUGCACGAGGGUCAAGACCAUGACCGACAUGUUCCUUCUGAACCUGGCGAUUGCCGACCUGCUCUUUCUGGCCACGCUCCCCUUCUGGGCCAUCGCUGCCGCUGACCAGUGGCGAUUCCAGACCUUCCUGUGCAAAGUGGUCAACAGCAUGUACAAGAUGAACUUCUACAGCUGCGUGCUGCUCAUCACGUGCGUCAGCGUAGACAGGUACAUCGCCAUUGCGCAGGCCAUGCGAGCCCAGAUCUGGAGGCAGAAACGGCUUCUCUACAGCAAGCUGGUUUGCUUUGCGGUCUGGGUCAUGGCAGCUGCACUGUGCAUCCCAGAGCUCCUGUACAGCCAGAUCCGGAAGGAAUCGGGCAUCAGCAUGUGCACCAUGGUUUACCCCCGGGAUGAGAGCACCAAACUCAAGUCCCUUGUCUUGACCCUGAAGGUCAUCCUGGGGUUCUUCCUCCCCUUUGUGGUCAUGGCUUGCUGCUACACCAUUAUCAUCCGCACCCUGACCCAAGCCAAGAAGUCCUCCAAACACAAGGCCCUGAAGGUGACCAUCGCGGUCCUGACCGUCUUCGUCUUGUCUCAGUUCCCGUACAACUGCGUCCUGCUGCUGCAGACCAUCGACGCCUACGUCAUGUUCAUCUCCAGCUGUGCCUUUUCCAUCAACAUUGACAUCUGCUUCCAGGUCACUCAGACGGUUGCCUUCUUCCACAGUUGCCUCAAUCCCGUUCUCUACGUUUUUGUGGGCGAGAGGUUCCGCCGAGAUCUCGUGAAAACCCUGAAGAACCUGGGCUGCAUCAGCCACGCCCAGUGGGUUUCAUUCACAAGGAGAGAGGGGAGCUUGAAGCUGUCGUCGAUGUUGCUGGAGACAACCUCUGGAGCCCUCUCCCUCUGA
This is a messenger RNA of Lepus europaeus (European hare), 1110 nucleotides long. RefSeq names its product C-C motif chemokine receptor 9 (gene CCR9). The coding region runs from base 1 to 1110 and encodes 369 amino acids. NCBI's taxonomy places the organism in Eukaryota, Metazoa, Chordata, Mammalia, Lagomorpha, Leporidae. Gene Ontology annotation, cellular component: membrane. Gene Ontology annotation, molecular function: C-C chemokine receptor activity. The transcript has 2 exons. The record is from RefSeq and is a predicted model, not a curated record. Gene Ontology annotation, biological process: immune response; chemotaxis; G protein-coupled receptor signaling pathway.